CACAGCUCUCAUGUGCUCUUGUCCCUCUUUGACUAGGGAUUAAGUUGGAACAAGUUUCUUUUUCUAACUGGUAUUAAUAUUAUUUUCUAUACAGAGAGUGGAACAUGGAAUCGUUAAUCAGAUAUAUAAAGGUGAUUGGAGGUACCCCUGGUAAAGAAGGUCUCCUGGUCGGCUUGAAAAAUGGACAGGUAGGAUUUCAUCAUUUAAGAGGUGUGCGGAGCAUUUUUCAAGUUACGUAGAGACGUUUUCUUGACAGUAUAGGAAUGUGCCUGAUUUCAGUAAAAAUCUCUCAUAAAUAUUCUAGCUUCAAAAUUAAUUCCCUGAAUCGGAAAGGAUAUUUUGUCCAGUCCUAUUCUGAGAUCAGUGCACUGCAUGAAGCAUAAUUUUCGUCAUCUGCUUGUUGUCUUAACGUUAAUGUAAAUUUGCAAUUCUAGGGAUGUCAGACGUACAAUUUAGUUGCAUGGGUGGUCGCCUUUGUGCCUCCCCCUCACACCCAGUGCCCGCCAUUCCUUACCAUAUUUUUUUUCGUAGAUCUUAAAAAUAUUCACAAAUAAUCCAUUUCCAAUCCUGCUAUUGAAACAACAAACCAGUGUUCGCUGUCUGGACUUAAGCUGCAGGUACUGUUCGACAAAAGUAUGUGUUCUCUUUAGAGCUCCAGAGAAAGAAAAUUUUGUAAAAUGUGAUUGGCCAACACAAAUUUUCCGUCGGAAAGUUUUAAAAAUUUUCUGUCCGUGGAAAAUUUUGCUUGAAUGGAAAUGGGCCUUUCUAUCCAACGGGAUGCCCCAAAAUCUUGAUGUUUACCACACAAUAACAUAUUCAAUUUAUUUUCAGCCGAACUAAGAUAGCAGUCGUAGAUGAGAACAACACGUGUCUUGUGUACAACUUGAAGAACAAAGAACUUUUGUUCCAAGAGCCUGGUGCUAAUAGCGUGGCCUGGAAUACUCAUAAUGAGGUUGGUUAAGUUAAAGUUAUCCAGUAUAAAGAUUAAUGCCCAGCAUAACGUACGCAAAAAAGCCAUAUAGACAAUAAUAUAGACAUAAAAUUUAUUUAAGAAGUACUAACGUUUCGUCUUUAACCUAAGACAUCUUCAGAGUAAAUGAAUAUAGUAUGCAAUGAGUUACAAAUAUGAAUAAAUUACUAUUUACAAUAUUCCUAUUACCUCCGCAUAUUCCUAUUACCUCCGCAUAUUCCUAUUACCUUGUAAUUUGAUAUUGUAAAUAGUAAUUUAUUCAUAUUUGUAACUCAUUGUCAUACUAUAUUCAUUUACUCUGAAGAUGUCUUAGGUUAAAGACGAAACGUUAGUACUUCUUAAAUAAAUUUUAUGUCUAUAUUAUUGUAUAUAUGGCUCUUUUGCGUACGUUAUGCUGGGCAUUAAUCUUUAUACUACGAUUACGAUUCCCGCCUGGUUCAUCACUUGCAAGUAAAGUUAUCCACAUAUACAGUUUGCCGAAAACAGGCGUAUCUUAUAGCCACAAACCCUGGCUAUAAGGUAUGUCGAAAGCAGGCGUAAUAAAGUAACCCAAUAAGUCACUGCGUUUUUAUGUAACUAUUUUCCAUAAACCGCUGUAGUUCAUACCUCCAGAUACGGCUGAGGUGGGAGUUUAUAGCAAACAAAUACCAAAGAAACACUUGCCUCGGUGACGUGAAGAUAUGUCAAAUCAAACUUGUUUUUGACAAAAAAACUUCUUUUCUAGGACAUGUUAUGUUAUUCUGGUAAUGGCAUUCUGAACAUAAAAGCCAGUAAUUUUCCAGUACAUCAACAAAAAUUACAGGUAUUGAUGAGAAAAGAUGUGCAUGAAAUAGUUUGCAUGAUUUGUGAGGUGCAGAUCUAGUGUAUCCACUAUAAAAGCAACUUCAGUUUUUGGUUUAUUGAUAUUGGUGUAUCUUUGUAACACAACAUGUGAUAACAUUUUUCCUUUAGGGUUUUGUUGUGGGCUUCAGUGGAUCAAAGAUCUUCUGUCUUCAUGUUUAUGCAAUGACUGCUGUUGAAGUUCCGCAGGUUAGAUAUUUUCUUACGACUGUUCGUCAAAUUAAUUGCCAUGCAUCUUUGUUGCGCCACCCCUCCCUCCGAUGAGAUUACACCCCCCCCCCCAACUGAAAUUAAAAUAACAUAAUUUGUGAUUCUAACUCUCAUGCAUACUCUUGCUAGUCAACUCUCCUCGUCGUUUGAGCAGGGCUUAAGGAUGUUUCUUGUUUGUCCCAAUACUAGAUUAAGCCUUGAUUUUAUACUGAGUAAGUUGUACGGGAAUAAAUCUGAUGUGGUUUUAUUCUUUACAAUAUCUAGUCUGCAUCUAUGUAUCAAUAUCUGGAAACGAAGCAGUACAAGGAAGCUUAUAAAGUCGCGUGCUUAGGAGUCACUGACGGGGACUGGAGAGCACUUGCUAUGGAAGCUAUGGAGGUAAUGAUGGUUCCCUGGCCGGAUGUUGGGAAGGGGAAGUGGGGGAAAGUGCACACCUUUCCUGAGAUAGUUUUGCACCUCCCCUGAGAUUGUUGGCACCUCAAAGGUUGAAUGAUAAAUCAAAGUGAAAAUUUGACGAAUUUUAGUGAAAAUAAAUUUGAUAAUUUUUUAUACAUUGCUUACAUUUUGUAAGAAAGUUUUUCUAUAAAAUUGAAAAAAACUGAUAGCCAUUCAUCUCUAUGUCAAGUACCCUUUAAAUGAAAUGUUUCGAAAUAAAUUUUGUUGUAAUGUGAUUAAGGACAAAAUUGGAUGAGUCGUACAACCAUGAUUCAUGAAUUCACGGAUACAUAUAUAAAGGGAAGAGGUUAUUUCGCUGGCCUCAGAGUGACAAAACGUAACAAAGCAACGGUUUUACUAACACUAACCCUACUCCAAACACCAACUCUAACCCUAAUCCUUACCCUAAUCCUUGCCUUAACCCUAACCUAACCCUACUCCAAGUUUGUUUCUAAACCAAUCGUGAAGAAAAUUUUUUUGACGAAAUGUUAUUCUGAGGUCAGCGAAAUAACUUUUUCCACGUUCUAAGUCCUAGCGAAUCAUGGGGGCUCCCCCAAAUAUUUUAUCCUCCUCCUCCAUUUCCACCAAAUUUCUAAUUUUAAUUCCGUAACCUUACUUUGCUUUUUCUCAAGGGUUUGAACUUUGAUAUUGCGAAGAAGGUAAGACCUUAAUAACACAAUUCAUAGCCGUGAAUAUUUUUGUAUGGGCUCGCAAAAUCUUCAUACAACAAAGUCACUGCGUUUGAGGCAGGUCAGACGAAAAAUUUGGUUGCCAUCAAUGUGCUGGAAAAGAGAUUUAGUAGCCCAACAGAGGCUUUCAUUGUUUGUUCUGAGGAGUUGGGCAAGCAAUUUUGUGCUUGGCCUCUAUAUUUCUUAUCUUUAUAUAAUUCUUAAACCUUUCUUGUUAUUUUAGGCUUUUACAAGAGUUCGUGAUCUCAAAUAUUUGGAGCUUCUUCAAAAUAUCGAGGUUUGUAUUUGCAGAGCACAAUAAUGAUUCUUAUUAAGGAUGGUUUACACUAUCAAAGUUUCUGUGAUCACAGUAGGAAUUUUGCAUUAGUAAAUUCUUCUAAGUCCUAAACAUUUCUUACAAAUCCUUCAAAACUUAAUAUUUACCUAUGCAAAAUUUCUACUGUGAUCACAGAAAUUUUGUUAGUGUGAACCAUCCUUUAGUGGAAGUGCUGCAAUUGUAUUUGAACAUAAUAAUGAUUCUUAAGUAUCUUUUCCACAUCAACCGUAUCGUAGCGAAGCGCAGCGUAUUUCUUUGUUUUCUGAACACCAGAGUGGAACCAAUGACUUCGGCACAAAAGAAAAUGCUACGCCUUUAGUGUGAAGAUUGCACCAACAUAUUUAAUACCAAAUGUUUUAUUCACCCAGCUUUUAUCAACUUUAUUUUCAGGAGAGGAAAAAGCGAGGUGAAACAGAAAGCUUGGCGUUUCUAGCAGACAUCUAUGCUUAUCAGGGGAAAUUUCAAGAGGCCGCGAAACUUUACAAGAAGACUGGUAAUGAGGAAAAGGUACCUUACCAAAAAUUAAAACGCCGUAUAAGCAGCAAGUUCGUUUUGAGAUUUGCUAAAAUCUAUCACUUUACCUUCUUUUUAGGCUUUGUCGAUGUUCUCCGAUCUUCGUCAGUUUGAAUAUGCAAAGG
Molecule: messenger RNA, 4098 nt
Organism: Paramuricea clavata
Lineage: Eukaryota; Metazoa; Cnidaria; Anthozoa; Malacalcyonacea; Plexauridae
Source: the annotation of a GenBank genome assembly